Molecule: messenger RNA, 1623 nt
Organism: Spizellomyces punctatus DAOM BR117
Lineage: Eukaryota; Fungi; Chytridiomycota; Chytridiomycetes; Spizellomycetales; Spizellomycetaceae
Exons: 7
Coding region: 111-1454 (447 amino acids)
Biological process (GO): N-acylethanolamine metabolic process; N-acylphosphatidylethanolamine metabolic process
Cellular component (GO): cytoplasm; membrane-bounded organelle
Molecular function (GO): N-acylphosphatidylethanolamine-specific phospholipase D activity
Source: RefSeq, a predicted model, not a curated record
UUCCUCAACGACAGGUUUUUCCGUCAACGACCGAACUCCGCUGAGGCUGCGUUGCAGGCAAACCGGGACCUCAACCCAUAGGUAUCGGGAACCUUCACCAAAGCUCUUCCAUGGGUCACCAAAGUAUUGUCGCUUUGGGCGUUCGGCCGUAUGUUUUUGCAGCCGUGCCAGUGGCAUUGCUGGGAAGUAUCCUUUUAUUCGAGCAAAGCCGCUGGUUAUGGCACCGAAGGCACCGAAGACGGGCAAUUGAACGCCAUUGGGAGUAUAUUGACGGUCAAAUGAAGGAAGUCGAAGAGGUCGAGAAUGCCAAUGAAGCCGAGGAAGAGGAAGGCUUGGAACCUGCUAACCCAGACGAAACGCGCAAGGCUGUGGCAUUGUCGAGGGCACAGAUGGGAUUCUGGAGACAGAAAGUUUAUACAUCGUUGAAGUUCGCUGGACGCUUUGUCAAUCCGUUUUUGGAAUGGCGAGAUAAAAAUGCGACGAACAUCUGGGAAUAUGUCCGUUGGCAGCUUACAAGACAUAAUCGGAAUGGCAUCCCCAAGGACAAUAAGGUCUUGGCAGAGAGCCUUCCCACAGUACAACCGAACUGGGAACUGUUGCAAAAUUUCCAUAACCGCAGCUCAGUGGACGACCUUGAGGCUUCGUGGAUCACCUUGCCAUCACAUGGGUCCCGCCCGUCAAUGACAGUGACGUGGUUUGGUCAAUCGACUUGCCUAGUACAGAUGGAUGGAUAUAACAUCCUUACGGAUCCGAUAUUCAGCUCUCGAACUGUGGGCAACUGGUUAGGACCCCGCCGACUUCGACCGGUACCAUGUAAUCUCUCUGACUUGCCAAAGAUUGAUAUCGUACUUGUGUCGCAUGAUCAUUAUGAUCAUCUUGAUCGGGCAGUCGUAAAGGAACUUGGUAAUUCCGUCACUUGGUACGUACCUCUCGGUCUUCGUGACUGGUUUGGUAGCCACGGCGUUACAAAUGUGGUGGAGCUUGAUUGGUGGGAAGAACGCCUUCACGAAAAUACACUUCGCAUCAUCGGCACUCCAAUACAGCAUUGGAGUGGACGCCACUUCUUUGAUGUCAAUAGAACUUUGUGGUGUUCCUUUGUUGUGAAAGGCCCAACUAGUAGCUUCUUCCACUGCGGGGAUACGGGAUACUGUACGGCAUUCAAGGAAAUUGGAAAAAAGUAUGGCCCCAUAACUUUAGCUGCACUGCCUAUCGGCGCCUACGAACCACGAUGGUUCCUACGACACCAACACGUGGACCCCGACGAGGCGUGCCAAAUUCAUACCGAUUUGAACGCUUCUUACUCGAUUGGGGUGCACUGGGGAACGUUUAUGAUGUCAGAUGAGCAUUAUCUUGAUCCUCCUAAGUAUUUAGAAGAAAGCCGAAUACGAAGAAACCUUGCCGAAGGGACCGUCUUUACGUCAAGGCUGGGCGAGACAGUCUGCAUUCCAAAAUGAUGAUUAGGUGGAAGGGCCCCUGAUUGGGUUUUCUAGCUACGUCCGGCUGGCCCACAGUAUAUAGAUUCCAUAGCAACGACCGUACCAUAUACAUAAUACUGCAUGCAAGAUCAUAGACACUGAUGGCAAUCGCGAUUGUGAACAGAAUUACAGAGAUUUUAUAGUCCAC